Coniophora puteana RWD-64-598 SS2 is the source of this 1404-nucleotide messenger RNA. RefSeq lists its product as uncharacterized. Gene Ontology annotation, cellular component: ubiquitin ligase complex; cytoplasm. The transcript is spliced from 4 exons. Bases 1 to 1404 code for a protein of 467 amino acids. The record is from RefSeq and is a predicted model, not a curated record. NCBI's taxonomy places the organism in Eukaryota, Fungi, Basidiomycota, Agaricomycetes, Boletales, Coniophoraceae. Gene Ontology annotation, biological process: protein polyubiquitination; positive regulation of proteasomal ubiquitin-dependent protein catabolic process; ubiquitin-dependent protein catabolic process. Gene Ontology annotation, molecular function: ubiquitin conjugating enzyme binding; ubiquitin protein ligase activity; zinc ion binding.
AUGGUAGACAAUUAUGGCGCAUCUUGCUCUCAGGACGAUAUAGACCUUGAAACAGAAUUGCUGAUGGCGAAUCUAGCGUUGGAAGAUAUUAAAGACAUUGAAGGCAACAGCAAGGGCAAGGCUCGCUUCGAUGCACCCGCUACCGACGAGGAGCUCGCGCGACGAGCGCAGGCUGACAGCUUCCAAAGCCUGAUUGGGCUUUUGGCUGACCGUCAACUUGCGCUUAGUAUCGAUAAGGCCCUCGAGACCGACUGGGACAGCAUACACGCUCUGUGCGUGCUCGACCAGGCGGAGCACGAUGACCAGGAGGCUGCUCGCACCUUGGAAAGUGGAAAUAGGCUACCCCCUACAACCGCGGCUCAACAGGCGAUACAGGAGUCAAAGGUUAAUACUCCUGAGCAAAGGAAAGUGAAUCAACAGUCUGAUGGCAUGUCCACUGCCAACAAUGCCCCAAGUGGUGGAGUGAAGCCUCACUCAUACUAUAGAACAAACACCAUUUCGGGCGCUUCAAGCUCUGGCUCCCGAGACGUCCCAAAGACCACGCCGAAUAGCAAAGCUGUGGAGUGUCUGAUAUGUGCUGAUUCUCUCAAACCAGUCAAAGCCUACCAAGCGCCCUGUUCCCAUCACUACUGCUUUCCAUGUCUUACCGACCUCGUAGAGACAGCAUCUCGUGACGAGACUCUGUUCCCCUUACGCUGCUGCAGAGAAAGGCUCCCCGUCGAAUCUGUCCUUUCGCGAAUUUCUUUGGAACUCCAGACGCGCUUUCGAAGGAAGGUUGUUGAGUUUUCGAUACCGUCAGGCUUCCGUGUAUACUGUUCCAACCCUCGAUGCUCGGUCUUCCUAGGCGAAUCCGGGAAAACCAAGCCAGACUUUGAAUGCCAAAAUGACGGAUGCCGCACAGCGACCUGUGCGGCGUGCAAGAGCGCUGCACAUCCUGGAGAAGACUGCGCCGAGAGCGUCGCGACGCGCGAGGUGAUGGCCCUUGCUGCCGCGCGAGGCUGGAAGACGUGCCCGGGAUGCAGUGCAAUCGUCGAGCUCAGCCAGGGGUGCUACCACAUGACGUGUCGGUGCGGUGCGCAGUUCUGCUAUUUGUGCACUGCGCGCUGGAAGACAUGUCGAUGCGAGCAUUGGGAUGAAAAUCACAUCGUAGCCGAUGCCGAGCGUCGUGUACAAAACGAGCAUGGUGCUCGGGCCGCUGUGGCCAAUCCCGUACGCCAUCAGGAGCGGGUACGACGCCGGGUCGAAGAGAUCCGUCAAAACCACGAUUGCCUGUUCCAUGAGUGGACUUACCGCCACGGCCAAGGGCGUUGCGAAGAAUGUGGGCAUACUUUGCCCAUCUUUCUUAUGCGUUGCACAGGUUGUCAGAUGUUGGUCUGCAAGCGAUGCUCGUACAAUAGGCUGUGA